This is a messenger RNA of Lepisosteus oculatus (spotted gar), 3927 nucleotides long. It is a transcript of the gene rassf5, whose product is annotated as Ras association domain family member 5. Gene Ontology annotation, cellular component: nucleus. Gene Ontology annotation, biological process: signal transduction. The record is from RefSeq and is a predicted model, not a curated record. Lineage: Eukaryota; Metazoa; Chordata; Actinopteri; Semionotiformes; Lepisosteidae.
UAUCGCGAUAAUUCAUAAGUAAAAUAAAAGCAAGAGCCCGAUGCUAUAUAUCUGGUGUAACGAUGGAAUUAGCUCUUCAGACUGUAAACGAAAACAAAAUUCCCCUAACGGAUUCCCCCCCCCCAAAAAAGAGGGAAGCACUUCGUUCUCUUUAAGACAGUGCAUCUCUGCGGCCGCUGGCAUUUCCACAGCCAGUCGCCCCGCAGGCGUGCGUCACUGCUGCGCUCAGCUGCCGCUCCGAUUUAAUUUACACUACAGCCAGAUCAGAGGGUUGUCGUCUUCGGAGUCCGAGCCGCAGGAGGGAAGCAGCGAACGGCAAUGGCGUCCGUGGCUCUGGGACGGCACCCGGCUCAGCUCCACCUCGACACGGAACAGCAGCGCUUUCUCCAGCAGCUCUCCAGCGGCGAGAGGAAGAAGCUCCUGAGGAAGUCUUCGGGCGAGAUGAAGGCGAAGAAGAGCGCGCCGGCGGAGCAGGGGCUGGCGGCGGCGGCGGCGGCAUCUCCAGCUCCGUUACAUCCUCAGGGAAACAGCGCCGCGCCGGAGGACGGCUACAGCAGCAGAGGCGGCGGGGUUGUGAGCCCGGCGCUGCAGCCGUGCAGGGUGGACAAUGUCGAUACUACCGGGAUGAAUGACCUCUCGACCUGCUGCAGAAGUGGGGAGGGGAGGGAGCCUUUUUCGCUCCCGGCGAAGCGGAAAAACAGCAUCCCCAGGGCGGAGGGGGAGGACGUGAAGCCGCCAGGCAGCCCUGACAGAAGCGAUGCCGGGACGAGCAGUUCGGCGGCUUGCUCUCACCAUGGAAGCGGCAGGAAGAAGUCCCUGAAAGAAGUCAAGGCUUUCAGGACCAACAGCUCCCCGGCUAACGGGCACGUCGGCUUCCACCGACCUGUCAGCAGGCGGUCGUCGCAGGUCACCCUACACCAGAACAUCGACCUCAGCGCCUGGGGCGACGGGACCGGGUUCGGGGGACCCGGCGCCGGCCAUAAGAUGCCCGUCCUGACCCAGUGCCGGUCCGGGGUGGUGAAGAUGCUGCGGCAGGACCCGCCGAGGAAAGAGGCUUGGUCCAUCUUCCGCCAGCAGGACCCGAGGGUGAAAGAGGAGAAGGGAGAGGGGCACGUCUUCGCCCCGGGCAAGGUGGCGAGAGACUGGUGCGAUGCGUGCAAUCGCCAGGUCCGCGCAGAGGCCCUGAAGUGCAAAAACUGUAGCUACACGUGUCACCUGGAGUGUCAGGGUCUUGUGCAGCUGGACUGCAACCAGCAGGACAGGCAAGAGGAGGACACCCCUUCCCAAGAGAGUCCUGGCCCAGAGCGCCGAGCCCGGAAUGCCUCCAAGGAAGAGGAGGAAAAACCAAAGGCUCUGUCGGAGGAGGAGAUCAGGAGCAAGAUCGAGGAAUACAACUCCAAGGUUUCCGAAUGUGUUGGAAUGAAACUGGGCGAGGACAAGACGUACACGGGCUUCGUCAAGGUGCACCUGAAGCUGCGGCGGCCCGUGACGGUGUGCUCCGCGGGCGGCGGGGCCGGGACGGCGGACAGCUCUGACCAGAAGACCUCGUUCUACCUGCCGCUGGACGCCGUGAAGCAGCUGCACAUCAGCAGCACCACCACAGUCAGCGAGGUCAUCCAGGGCCUGCUGAAGAAGUUCAUGGUCCUCGACAAUCCACGCAAAUUCGCACUUUACCGACAGACGCACCGCGACGGCCAAGACCUCUUUCAGAAGCUACCGGUGACGGAGAACCCCUUGUACCUGCGGCUGCUGGCAGGCCCUGACCCCAACCAGCUAACCUUCGUGCUCAAGGAGAACGAGACGAACGAAGUGGAGUGGCAUGCCUUCUCCGUGCCGGAGCUGCAGAACUUCCUCGCCAUCCUGGAGAAGGAGGAGCGCGACCGGGUGAAACAGGUGCGGCAGAAGUACGAGCUGUACAAGCAGAAGCUGAAACAGGCCUUACAGGAAGCUCAGGGAAAGCCCGGCUAGGAGCCGAGGAGGCCGGACACAGCUGGAGAGCAAACGGGGGAAGACGAAAGUGAUAACUUGAAAAAAUGGACAUACGGUAACGUUCCUCUCAGGACACUGCCGGCUUGCCCCCUCUGACCAGAAAACAGCAUACAGACGGAGGACUGAGGUCAGGAGGGAGAGAUGGAGAUGGGGGGUUGGGGGUUGCUGGCAGAGUUGUCAGGAAUUGUGUCAAAGGUUAUUUUUUUGUUCCGAAAUCUAGACUGCGUCCACCUGGUGGAUCUGAGCCAGUUUAUGGGGUGAACCCCCCAGGACUGUGUGACUCAGGGGUCGGACCUUGUGUAACUGCUGCUGCUACUGCUGCUACUGCAAGUGUUACUUAAGCAUGAGUUCUGUACUGACUGCGCUGGCCUACAAUGCAUGCCUCUGAGGAUGGGCGGGGGGGGGGGGAGUAUUGAAACAGUUGAAACAGUAUUGAAUUUAACCCAAACGGAGAAAAAUAAUGCACAGCGAGAUCAGAGAAGUGUUCCUUACACCUGUGUUUCAUAACAGACCUACAGCACGAGCAGGGCUUGCUUGGGGGUUGUUGUUAGUGCUUAUCCGAGACAUGGUUUCCUAGAUAGAGGGGCUUCGGUAACCAGAUUCAUAUUGGAGAGAUCCCCUGCAUAACGGCCACCAGGUUUUGACAUUAUGAGGCUACUACCAUGCAGGUGGUAUGUUCUAGCGCAUCUGCGAAGGAAUGGGGGAUCACAUUUCACACGCAUUCGGCUCCUGCACCUCCUUUGCACAAGUAAUGCGCUGAUCUGCGUCCUGUAUUCCAAGUGCAGAAAAAUGUCAGAUGUUAGUUCUCCAGAAGUCCGUGCCAUGUGGGCAGGAUAACAGAAACCUCCGCUCUGACGAGAGGAUGGGGCUGUAAAUCUGAUCGGUGUCCUCCAGUUCAAGGCGUGAAUUCGUUCAGCCUCAGAAAACUGCAGCUGUGGUGGAUUUGCUAAUAAGAAGAACAUUAUUGUUUUAAAUUAUAAGCACUUCACUAAAAUUACUAAAUGCACCUGGAAAGUGUGUUUCCUUAGGGCUUGAAUUUCAUGGUGGACAUAUAAUAUGCAUGCGUGACCUUGAGAAUGAUCAUCGUAGCUGGCCAGGUACGAAUCCCACUGGUUAAGAGGCAAGGAUGCCCCAGCAGUGAGAAGACAGAUUGAACCCGGAGCUCUUGUCUUCAGCCAGUAAAGACACCACGAAAACAGAGAGAAGAAGUACAGGGUAGAAGGCAAAGGGCAGCAACUUCGAGAAUCAUUGGAAUCAUCCGGGUGUCACGAGGAGAGAAGUGGGCAUGAAAGGUCACGAGACUCUAGAUUCCACAUCACAAGAGUGACACCCCAAGUGAUAACAUGCUGAUGUACAUAGAGUAAAGCUUUAGUAACAGAAAAGGGUUGUCUAGGAGGACAAGCACUUUUGGGGAAAAUGUUUAGGAUUGUAAUAUAUUUUGUACGAAACGGAACAGAAGAAUGAAAUGUGUCGUUUAAAUGGUGCACCUUCUUUGUGGUGUGAAAAGGGUGCAAGGUGAAGCUGCCCAGCUGCUGUCCAGGUGUCGUUCUGCGGGCCGCUGGAGGGCAUGAUGGGAGCUUCAAGGAGCUGAUGUAAUCAAGCCCAAAGAUCCGAUUUACAGUCCGAACUUCUUUUGAGAUGUUUUGUCUCACACAUAGGUGCUCCAUUGUCCUGGACUGGUGGACUGGUUUUCCAGGACAGGUGCGGAGCCCCCCUGCUCCUCACCGCACAGCUCCCAUGCUGAAGCCGCCCACGAAGGGCUUCCAAGGGCCUCAUGCUUGUGUUGCCUACGCCUCGGGGCUCGAACCCCAGCCUCCGCCACCCCACACAGACUGCAGCCGUGUAAAUGGGGCUGCAUUUAAGGGGGCGGAGCGGUGGCUCUGUGGCUAAGGAUCUGCGCCUGUGGCUGGAAGGUUGCCGGUUCAAAUCCUGCAGCCA